Molecule: messenger RNA, 2119 nt
Organism: Culex quinquefasciatus (southern house mosquito)
Lineage: Eukaryota; Metazoa; Arthropoda; Insecta; Diptera; Culicidae
Exons: 3
Coding region: 355-681 (108 amino acids)
Source: RefSeq, a predicted model, not a curated record
AAGUAAUAAAUUCAUUCACAAAACGUUCGUGGCGCAGAUCAGACCAGACCAGCUCCCGAAAGUCCCGAACCAGAUCCAGAGUAGUAGUUGGACGACGAUAGACGACGACGUGUCUCUUCUCUGCAGAAGCUUUCAAUUUGUCCCAUCGAAGACACUAAUCUAUCCAUCGUGUUAAGUGGAAGAAUUGUGAAAUUCAGUGGACUUCCACUAGGAAAAUAGAAAGACAACUCAGCCAGUAGUGGUAUAGUGAGGCCAAACUUGGUCCAGCAGAAGCAAACGAAGUGGUGUUCGAAGCAGUGAAGUUCUUGAAGAUACUCUAGAAGCUAGAAAUUGUGAACACAUCUGUGCAAAACAAUGGCUCGAUUGGUGCAAUUGUGUAGUGCGGUGCUGAUUGCUGUCCUGCUACUCAGCAACACCCAGGUGUCGGAACAAGCCAACAUCUUCCUGAAGGACUUUUCGCGGGUCGCACGGUCAGCCAACGAGAACAAGACAGAGAUUUGCUCGAGCAACACGGUGUGCGGCUGGGCGAUCUACAAACCUUUCACCCGACAAAUCGAAAGCUUCGUGAAGAACCCUUGCGAAUGUCCGGAAAAUACGCAGUGCGUCCGCACGAGCGAGGAUCUGUCCAUCAGUGCGUACGAGUACAAGUGCAACCGCAUCAACGCGCCUCCCGUGCAAUAAUCCCGGCAAAUGGGCGCCCCAUUGCUUGCUGCAGACACUCGUGAACUGUACACUAUUCAAUAAGACUACCCCUUCUUUUAAGGUUACUUUUUUUGCUCUUUUUUCACUUUAUUUAAUUUAUAUCCCUUCAUUGGCAUAUUUCCCCUUUCGUCUGAACUCAUCAUUUAGAAAUAAUUAAGAAAGCUAGAAAAAUUCAAAAAACAACCUUAUUUGCAUUGAUUAUUUUUUACACUCAAUAAGCCGGAUAGUUUGUCGGUUUUUUUUUCCAGCCCAUGGAUAGCAUAGCUGAACACAACAUUACUAUUAUGAACUAGUGAGUAAGGUAAUCAUUUGCAAAUGCAGGAGAGAGCAGCUGAUCUUUUGCAAAGAAACACACAAAAAAACUGACAAACAGCGUAAACUCCUAGAAUGUCAAACAAUUCUUCGAAAAAAGUGGAGUAAUAAUCAAUAUUAUUUAGCAAUUAUUUUGUAACAAACGUUUACAAAUGGUCUACAUGAGACACUAAAAUUUCUUUCAAAAAGAAUCCGAAUAAUUUAUGUCCAUCUAUAAAAUAGUCAACACACGUGCAGGAGCAACGGAUUUGAGGGUGCUCAAUCUGUUGCAAACAUAUUUAAAAAAAAAUACAGCAAAAGAAACAUGACUUAUCCCAUCGAACUACAUGUUUUAUACUCUAUAUGCUACCUAUUUAUUCCACUGAAGUAAUAAUUGGCAUUGUCUGGUGACUGUUUAUAAUGAUACUUAACGAACAAGGAAUUUGAUAAAACAAAAAAAAGAAUGAAAUCCUAAAGCCCUUGGGACAGUACAAAUGUGGCACUCUUUCUCCAAUUUGCGAAGAAACGUUUCAAAACACAACAACACAAAAACAAGCUGAUCGAUGCUGAUCAGCCUUGCAAAAAAAAAAAAAUAAAAUCGUAAUGUUAGAAACGUACUUAAAAUUUGAUCCACGAGCUUUUUUAAUUGCCUUUUUACCCUCGGACUCGGGAAGCGCGCGUCAAUUCGUCUUUUUUGUUUCGACAACUCUCUUCAACACAAUAGAAUACAGUAUUUUUACACGCAGACAACAGGUUGCCGGACAGAUAAAUCGUAUUUUUUUAAACGCUCAACAACUAUAGCUUUAUCCAAACACACACAUACCACCAUUUUGUUCCACACACUCACAUACCCACACGCACCCACACGCAAAUAACAUAAAUCAGUAUUUGAUGAAAAGGAAGGAAAAAAGGUUAAAUGCACACACACACACCCACAUCAUCGUAACUGCUGUUAAACAAUCAACAACAGGAGGAGAAAUAAUCUUUUUUUAAUUUUUGCUGAAAUAAAUUGAAUUAGUUAGGAUUUAAGCUUGAUAUUUGUAAUGACUGUAAUGGCAAACACACAACAAGCAUACAUGUUGCAUCAAAGAAAAAAAACAGAAAUAAAUGUAUUGGAUAAAGUAUA